UGUGAUAGUAACAACACUUAAAGAUGAAAUGGGGAGUGGCGAGCGGAAUGGGCGUUUCGCUUGCUGCUGCUGUGCUCCUAAUGCUGCCGCUUUUUACCUCAUCCACAGGGGAUAUACGACAUCACGGCGCAUCGAAAGCUCGUGGUUGGCGUGGCAGUGUUGCACCAGCAGAUGUUACAGCGAACAACUCCGUAAGCAAUGUCACAGCACAGCUGGGAGGCACAGCGUACCUCCACUGCCUUGUAGGGCACUUAAAUGAACGAGGGCAAGUGUCCUGGAUUAGAAAACGCGACUGGCAUAUCUUGAGCUCCGGGAAGUUCACCUACACCAAUGAUGAACGGUUUCAGGUUCUUCACGGAGAGGGUUCUGAGGACUGGACUCUUCAAAUCAAGUUUGUACAGAAACGAGACAAUGGCACUUAUGAAUGUCAGGUGUCAACCCGUACCGGCAUCGUGUCGCAUUACGUCCGACUGCAGAUAGUGGUCCCCGAGGCUUUCAUCCUGGGAUCGGGUGAACAUCACGUCGACCUCGGCAGCGUUAUACACCUCAUAUGCAUUGUUGAAAAGAGUCCUACACCACCACAAUACGUAUUCUGGUACCACAAUGACCGCAUGAUUAACUAUGACGCGACGAGAGGAGGAAUCACGGUGGAGACGGAGCCGGGAGCAAGAACUCAAUCCAGACUUACAGUACGCGGAGCCACAUUGAAGGAUUCAGGAAAUUACACUUGCAGUGCGAGUAAUACCGAGCCGGCGUCUAUACACGUUUUUGUAUCGGAAGGCAGUAAUAAAAUGGCGGCCAUUCUACGACGCAACACUAGCGCCAUCCAUGGUAUUACCUCAAGCGUAACGUGUAUUCUUCUUCUAGCGUCUGUGUUGGUGCAUUUUGUCGUACGAUGACGGUAAAUUGUUAAGGCGUUUUUUUCUUUAAAUGUUACCUUUCUGAAAAUCUUACUGCCUAAUAUUUUGAAAAUGAAUUGUAAUAAGUAACGAUAUGUAAGUUGGCAGGCAGAAAUUAUUUUAACAUCUUUAUAUUUAUUAAGAAUUUUAUAUUAUUUAUGUAAUUAUUUAAAUAAAACAUUAAUGUUGUCUCAAUCUUAAGGCGGUGAGAGAUGAGGGCUCGACGAAUUUGACAGUUUUAUACAGAAACAUUAAGUCCACAGAUUACAUUGACUAUUAUAAUUUUAAAAUAUAAUAAAAGUAAAAUAACUUGACAAGUUACGUACCGAUACAAAAAAAU
This is a messenger RNA of Pieris brassicae (large cabbage white), 1239 nucleotides long. RefSeq names its product hemicentin-2-like. Gene Ontology annotation, biological process: synapse organization. Lineage: Eukaryota; Metazoa; Arthropoda; Insecta; Lepidoptera; Pieridae. Gene Ontology annotation, cellular component: neuron projection membrane. Bases 24 to 899 code for a protein of 291 amino acids. The transcript is spliced from 8 exons. The record is from RefSeq and is a predicted model, not a curated record.